Molecule: messenger RNA, 1887 nt
Organism: Thermothelomyces thermophilus ATCC 42464
Lineage: Eukaryota; Fungi; Ascomycota; Sordariomycetes; Sordariales; Chaetomiaceae
Exons: 3
Coding region: 182-1564 (460 amino acids)
Molecular function (GO): metalloaminopeptidase activity; manganese ion binding
Source: RefSeq, a predicted model, not a curated record
CGCUGAGGAGCUCCUGCCAGAUGACAGACAAGCUCUUUCUCGGCCAGCCUCGGUGCCCCUCCUUCCGAUGCGAGCCUUCGGUUCCUUCGGUUUUCUUUCGAGAAUACCAAUCCUUCGGGCCGCACGACCAUUUCAAGCCACACAGCGUCGCGCCCUGAGCGGAUUGAGAGGACUGCGGAACAUGGACUACGACAGGAUCUUGCAGGGCAAGUACCCCGCCAAACGGCACGCGAAGCGCGUUGUCGACUACAUCCGCACAAAGGUGCCGGAUGCGACGGGCGUCAUCUACCUCGAAAGCCGCAUGACCAAGCUGCUCGAGGACAACGAUGAGCCCGAACCGUUCCGGCAGCGCCGCUUCUUCUACUACCUCACGGGCUGUCCCCUGGCCGAUUCCUUCCUAGUCCACGACAUGGACUCGGCCAAGACGACCCUCUUCAUCCCCCCAAUCGACCCUGACAGCGUCAUCUGGUCUGGCCUGCCCGUCUCCGCCCAGGAAGCUCUGGAGAAAUGGGACGUGGACGACGUCAAGUACACGAACGAGAUCAACGCCGAGCUGGCCCACCUCGCCAAACAAAAGUCCAAGGCUACCGUCUUCGCGAUCCCGGGCCAAGUGUCAGAUCAGGUCACCUUUCUCGGCUUUGGGGAAACCAACUUCGACGUCCUCAAGCAGGCGAUCGAGGUCUGCCGCGUCGUCAAGGACGAGUUCGAGCUCGCCUUGAUGGCCAAGGCCAACGCCGUCAGCGCCGACGCCCACCACGCCGUCAUGAAGCAGGUCAGGCACGCCAAGAACGAGCGCGAGCUCGAGGCCACCUUCCUCGCUUCCAGCAUUUCCGCCGGCGCCCGCGAACAGGCAUACCACGGCAUCUUUGCCAGCGGGAGGGCCGCCGCGACGCUGCACUAUGUGCACAACGACAAGCCGCUGGCCGGCAAGCUCAAUUUGCUGCUGGAUGCCGGCGCCGAGUGGAACUGCUAUGCCUCGGACAUCACCCGGACCUUCCCCAUCAACGGCAAGUUUAGCAAGGAAAGCAGGGAAAUCUACGAUAUCGUGCUCAAGAUGCAGCUCGAGUGCAUCGCCGCGCUCAAAGAGGACGUGCUGUGGGAAGACGUGCACGUGCUAGCCCACAAGAUUGCCAUCGAUGGCCUCCUCAAGCUGGGGAUCCUGAAGGGCGACAAGGACGAGAUCCUCGCAAACAGGACGAGCGUCGCCUUCUUCCCGCACGGCCUGGGACAUUACCUCGGAAUGGACACCCACGACACCGGCGGCAACCCCAACUACGCGGACAAAGACCCCCUGUUCCGCUACCUGCGUAUCAGGGGGAAGGUGCCGGCGGGGAGUGUGGUGACGGUCGAACCGGGCAUCUACUUCUGCAACUUCAUCAUUGACCCCUUCCUCAAAGACCCCAAGCACUCCAAGUACAUCGACGCGGACGUCCUGGAGAAGUAUUGGGAUGUCGGUGGUGUUCGCAUCGAAGACAAUCUCGUCAUCACCAAGACCGGGGCUGAGAACUUGACGACCACGUUGAAAGACCCAGAUGAGGUUGAAAGGCUCAUCUCUAGCAGUUAGAUUGGCAUAUUAUCAUAAUCAAAUCUAAUCCGCGUUCUGCGUCUGUGCGGAGAGAAGGAUGAUCCAACUCUGGUAAAUGUGACUGAAACCCCCACAGCUGUUGUUUUUUCAAGCUACCUUAAUUAAUUAAUCAGGCGUUGCAAAACUCUAGCGUGAAAACUCGUGUUCGUCAAGGGGCCAAAGACCGCUACAACAUGUAAUAGUUGUUCAUCGGAAUCUUUCUCAUGUUAUUUUUCUUAUAAAACGAAGUAAUUUGCAUCCAAGCCCAGAAAAAGACGAUCAAUAUUAUUAUAACACGCCCAUGUUUUCCACUUUAUCGCUCC